UUCCUCAAUUUCGUAGUAGAAAAAGCUUAAUAAUAUCUUAGCAAAUAAAUGCCACGUCAUGCUUUCAGUUGAAAGUCUUGUGGUUCACAGUCUAAACCAAUGUGUUGAGUUCUUGCUAAAAUGACCUUGCAGUCACAGGGUAAGCUAAUGGUGGAACCUCUCAUCUCAUGCCUGUUGGGACAUGCUUACUUGCUUCUCCCUUAAGGCCUUGCCCCAUAUACCUGUCCAGGAACAGGGAAGCGUUGCUUAGGUGAUUUGCUUUGUACCAUAACAGAUGGGCAAGGAACCAUACUGAGCUGUGCUGCCUUCUCAGGCUUGGUGUUUUGAUUGUUUAAAUCAGCAAAGUCGUGCAUUUGUCAUAUGUGCGGUGCCCACCUGAACAGACUCCACUCUUGCCUCUACUGUGUCUUCUUUGGCUGUUUUACAAAGAAACAUAUUCACGAGCACGCAAAGACAAAGCGACACAAUUUAGCCAUAGACCUUUUGUAUGGGGGUAUAUACUGCUUUAUGUGUCAAGAUUACAUAUACGACAAAGACAUGGAACAAAUUGCCAAAGAAGAACAACGAAAAGCUUGGAAAUUACAAGCCUUCACCCCAACAGUGGUUUCUCACUACCAGUGUACAAUGACAGGCAUUGGAGAGAAGUAUUCAACAUGGGAGCCAACCAAACGAGAGUUAGAAUUGCUACGACACAACCCUAAGCGGAGAAAAAUAACCACAAACUGCACCAUAGGUCUACGAGGGCUAAUCAAUCUUGGGAACACAUGUUUUAUGAACUGUAUUGUCCAGGCACUUACCCACACUCCACUGCUGCGAGAUUUCUUCCUCUCCGACAGGCACAAAUGUGAAAUGCAAAGCCCCAGCUCAUGUCUGGUCUGUGAAAUGUCUACGCUUUUUCAGGAGUUUUACUCUGGGCACCGAUCUCCUCACAUUCCAUAUAGGUUAUUGCACCUGGUAUGGACUCAUGCACGGCAUUUAGCAGGGUACGAGCAACAAGAUGCACACGAGUUCCUCAUUGCUGCAUUAGAUGUGCUACACAGACACUGCAAAGGUGAUGAUAAUGGGAAGAAGGCCAACAACCCCAACCACUGUAACUGCAUCAUAGACCAAAUCUUCACAGGUGGACUGCAGUCUGAUGUUACCUGUCAAGUCUGCCAUGGCGUUUCCACGACGAUAGACCCAUUCUGGGACAUCAGUUUGGAUUUGCCAGGCUCCUCCACCCCGUUCUGGCCACUGAGUCCAGGGAGUGAUGGCAGUGUCGUCAAUGGGGAAAGCCAUGUGUCAGGCACCACCACUCUCACAGACUGCUUGCGAAGGUUUACAAGGCCAGAACAUCUAGGAAGCAGUGCCAAAAUCAAAUGUAGUGGUUGCCAUAGCUACCAGGAAUCUACCAAACAACUCACUAUGAAGAAGUUACCCAUUGUGGCCUGUUUUCAUCUCAAACGGUUUGAACACUCAGCCAAACUGAGGCGAAAGAUCACUACGUAUGUCUCGUUUCCACUGGAGCUGGACAUGACACCAUUCAUGGCUUCCAGUAAAGAGAGCAGAAUGAACGGGCAAUACCAGCAGCCGACGGAUAGUCUAAACAAUGAUAAUAAGUAUUCCUUGUUUGCAGUAGUUAAUCACCAGGGAACCUUGGAGAGUGGGCACUAUACCAGCUUCAUCCGGCAGCACAAGGACCAGUGGUUCAAGUGUGAUGAUGCCAUUAUCACCAAGGCUAGCAUUAAAGACGUGCUAGACAGUGAAGGAUAUUUGCUGUUCUAUCACAAACAGUUCCUGGAGUAUGAAUAGCCUUAUCCAGCAGCCUGUCUGAUAUAAACAAGGAAGAAAAUAAGCAAGCCUUCUGAAUCGACACACAAACCUACCUGAAAUGAAAAGACCCAUUAAAAACCAACUAGCACUGAGCUGUAACAGGACCUACUUGACACUGACUCAAAGCCUGGCGGAGUAAGAAACGAACAAUGUCCAACAUGUGCGUGGGCCCGCACGGCCAGGAAGGGGCAAAAAAAGAGGCUACAGUCAGUCACUUAACAGAGGAAAUCUAAAAUGAAAGGAAUGCUCUGGGUGGGGGAAAUGGGAGCAGAGGAGUCCGGGCACUGGUACAUCUCCUGUGUUCCUCCAAAAUGUGUGUGGGAAGGCAAAGGGUUAUACCCUCAUCUCCAUAAAGCAUCUUCUCCAUUUGGUGCUUCAGCUCCAACGACCAAUCAUAUAACAGUUAAAGUUAAAAAUCCAAGCCCAUUUUUUUAUGCAUAUGGGUCUGAAAGCAGUAGAGUGGAGGAGGAGGGGAUGACACAACUAAAGGACUUUGCAAGUAUCUUUUUAUUUGUGAAUUUUAGUUAUUAAAUAAAUACAGUAUGAAACUA
Molecule: messenger RNA, 2363 nt
Organism: Colius striatus (speckled mousebird)
Lineage: Eukaryota; Metazoa; Chordata; Aves; Coliiformes; Coliidae
Gene: USP22
Product: ubiquitin specific peptidase 22
Exons: 14
Coding region: 361-1791 (476 amino acids)
Biological process (GO): protein deubiquitination
Molecular function (GO): zinc ion binding; cysteine-type deubiquitinase activity
Source: RefSeq, a predicted model, not a curated record